AUGUCGAAUGGUUCUCGUACAAUAACAAUAUCUUCCAUUGCUCCUUUAACUACUAAUGACUGUGGAGAUGAACUAAAUUCUCUUCACAAAAAUAGUACUGAUCACAUUAUUACUUUAACGAGAAGUUCUUCACAUGGAAAAUCUAAUUCUAUUUGUAGUCGACUUGCGAAAGUCGUGCAGAAAUAUAACUUUGUUAAUGUAGAAGAACGUGGUAUCGAACGUGUUUUACCACAGCAUCGAACUGAUUCAAAAAUAAUUAAUACAGGAAUGAUAUGGGUUGGUGCAAAUAUAAUUAUUCCAUGUUUUGCUAUGGGUACACUUGGUUCAGCUGUGUUCAAGUUAGACUUAUAUGAGUCAUUUGUUACAAUAAUACUAUUCAAUAUAAUUGGUAUUAUUCCGAUAGCAGCAGUAGCUUGUUUUGGCCCAGCAUCAGGUUUACGUACAAUGGCUUUUUCUCGGUACAGUUGGGGUUACUAUGGUGCUUCGAUUAUGGCAUUUCUUAAUGUACUUAACGCACUUGGUUGGGCUGCUGUGAAUAGUACAACUGGAGCUCAAGCAUUACGUGUCGUAACAGAUGAUAAAUUACCUAUGGCGACUGCAAUUAUUAUUAUAUGUAUAUUAUCAAUGUGUAUUUCAUUUGUAGGUUAUAAAUGGAUUCAUACAUAUGAAAGAUAUUCAUGGAUACCAGUUUUUAUUGGCUUUUGUAUUGUAGCGGUAGUUAGUACAAAAUAUAUGACACAUUCUUCAAUGACACCUGUAAACGCAAUUACAGCAGAUAAUAUUAAUCAUUGGAAUAUUUUUGGUAUAAUAAGUUUCGGUACAUUAUGUCUUGGCACUGCAAUUAGUUGGUGUUCAUUUUCAGCUGAUUAUAAUACAUAUUUUCCUGAAAAUACAAGUCAAUUUAAAAUCUUUUUCUUUACUUAUAUGGGUAAUUUUCUCUCGAUGAUUCCAAUAGAAUUACUUGGUGCAGCUGUUUAUACAGGGACAUAUACAAAUAAAAAUUGGUCUCAAGCCUAUGAAAAAAAUAAUGUCGGUGGAUUACUUGGUGCUAGUUUAUUAUCGCUAGGUAUUUUUGGUAAAUUUAUACUUAUUUUAUUUGCAUUAUCAACUGUUGCAUGUAAUAUUCCAAAUAUUUAUUCUUUAUCAUUAUCAUCGCAAGUAAUCGCGUCAAUAUUCGAGCGUAUUCCACGAAUUUUAUAUAUUAUUAUUGGCAGUAUCAUUGCUGCAAUAUUAGGUAUUGCUGGUGCAAGUAAUUUUAAUAGUGCAUUAACAUCAUUUACGGAUGUUAUUUCCUAUUGGUUCUCAAUAUUUAUUGUUAUCCUAUUUGAAGAACAUUUCAUAUUUCGACGUUGUUCAUAUCGAAAUUAUGAUUUUAAUAUAUGGAAUAAUCGAAAAGUAUUACCAAUUAGUAUUGCUGCAAUUUUAUCUGGUCUAAUUGGAAUUGUUGGAAUUAUACUCGGAAUGUCACAAACUUGGUAUCAAGGUUUAAUUCCUAAAGCUAUUGCAAUAAAUAAUAAUGGACAUAGUCCAGAUCUAGGAUUUGUAUGUGGAUUUCUUUUUACAGCAAUCACUUUUCCUAUAUUUAGAUUUCUUGAAUUACAUUUUAUUAAACGAUAA
This is a messenger RNA of Adineta steineri, 1617 nucleotides long. NCBI's taxonomy places the organism in Eukaryota, Metazoa, Rotifera, Eurotatoria, Adinetida, Adinetidae. The record is from the annotation of a GenBank genome assembly.